This is a messenger RNA of Oppiella nova, 2662 nucleotides long. Lineage: Eukaryota; Metazoa; Arthropoda; Arachnida; Sarcoptiformes; Oppiidae. The record is from the annotation of a GenBank genome assembly.
AGAAGAGUUUGAUUGAAAGCAUCGCUAAAAGCGAUAGACUUUUAAAUUGUGUUUAUUUGACGUUAUGUUGAAUGCAGUCAUCAUUGAAGUGAUCGCCAAUUGAUGACCAAUCGAGUCAUUCAUGGUUUGUAUGAUUACAUGAGACCAACACGAGUAUAGCAAACACAUGACAAUCAGUGCAAUCAAGUGAUGGUCUCCAAGACGUCUGUUGAAGUGAGAGAGUUGUCAUUGAAUUGAAGAUCAAAUCAAACCUUGUUUUGGUCGACAUUUUGUGCCAAUUAUUGGUUUGUUUUGAUUGAAUGCAAACGACAUAUCAAAUGCAGUCUUCAGAGCCUUCAUUGCACUGAUUUGACAGACAUUUUCAUUGGAUUCACUCAUUCAUAGCACAGAUGAUAGAGAUUUGUGUGAAUUUAGGGCUCAAUUGAUGGACACAAUAGGGUUAAGACAGACAGACAUUGCUUAAGACUAUUAUGAUUAUUGUUAUCAUGUUUUCAAUUGACUAUUAUUUAUGAGAUUUGUUUGCUUUUUGUUAUGGUUUUAGUGAUAAUCGAUGUGAACGUAAAUAAGUGUUGUAUUGACUGUUGAGGACAUCCUUAGCUCACAAACUGGUCUUCAGUUGUCUUUAUUGCCAAACAAUAUAUCGAUCACUCAUUGAAUCCAAAUGAGACACAAAACACACUCUUUUGGUGAUGAAUUGGGCGACCGAUUGGCGGGCCUUCCGGUGCCGCGAAUCGCGGAGAAUGGGUACCGAUUGCCGGACCCAUUGCCUACCGGUUCCAUAUUAACGGACUCCACUCAAAGACAAUGGCUUUUGGGUGAGUCUAUCGGUUGCGGAGGUUUUGGCGAAAUAUAUUGCGCUAAAGAGUUGCCCGAAAGCCAGCGAUUUGGCCACAACUCGGCCGCAGACAGAGAGCGGACAGACAUGUCAAGCGACGUAUCGACCGUAAGCGACAACAACUCGUACAACGGUCUCCCGAAACGGAGUUGUGUCCAGAAGUUCAACGAAAGGCAAACGGAACGCAAGAACAAAGAGAAGUUGAAUAAACUGCUGAAGGACUCGAACUAUCCGUUUGUGGUGAAAGUGGACCACAUAUCGGGUCCACUGUUCGCCGAAAUGCAUUUCUACCACCGAGUGGCCAAACCCAAGCUCAUCGACAACUGGAUGUUGACGCAGAGACUGGCGUUCAUAGGAAUGCCUCGCUAUGUGGCCUCAGGCAUCUUCAUCGCCAACAACACGUGUCGACGCUAUCGGUUCCUCGUGUUGGACCGCUUGGGCAUCGAUUUGCAGAAGAUUCUCAAUAAACAGAACAAUCGGUUGAGUCUGAAGAGCGCCUACACUAUAACAAUGAUGACAAUCGACAUCCUGGCCUACAUUCACUCGUUUGGUUACAUUCACGCAGACAUCAAGGCAUCCAAUCUUCUCUUAGGCCGAUUAGAGACGACAUCACCGGCUCGUGAGCUGUAUCUCGUGGACUACGGUCUGGUAGAGCGCUAUCGGACUCAAGAUGGCGAACAUAAAGAGGAGGAGGAGGACAACCGACGGGCCAAUAGCGGUACCAUUGAGUUCACAUCCCGUGAUGGACACGUGGGCGCUCUGACCCGUAGAUCUGAUUUGGAGAUAUUGGCGUUCAAUACGAUCUCAUGGCUGUCGGGCGCAAGACUUCCGUGGAUUGAUUGCAAAGAUCACGAAAUCGUUCGGAAACAGAAGGAGUAUUACAUGAGUCAUAUGGACGAACUGCUCAAACAUGCCUUCCACUCGAAGAGUUUGGUUCCCAAAGGACUCGAAGAGUUCGUGCGAUCCAUAUCUAGACUGGGCUUCAAAGAAGACCCCGAUUACAGCGCUCUCAAACUCAUCCUAACCCGAGCUAUAGUCAGCUCCGGAUCUACUAAUGACGGUCUCAUCACAUGGGGUGAGAAGACAGUCACUAAAACUAAAACUGUUAAAAAAGGUAGCAAAAGAGCCAUCAGUUCCAGUGUAGAGUUGGGCAGAGGAAAGGCUCACAGGGGAGAGAAACAGGAGUUCGAACAGUUCGAGUUGUGUGACAUCCCUCGCAAAAUGGACAGACAUAGGGCUGUCCGCAGCGCUCCCACAACACUGUCUCGCCAGAGGUCGGCAUCCAUUACACCGACCAACACAUCACUGAUGGAUCUCUCGAACCCAACGCCACAAAUGCUGGAAGUGAUGGAAAGAAUGCGCCAGAAGUCGGAGACCACUGACAGGGAUGUGGUUUCCAUUGAUUCGAGUCAUUGUAAUAAUCACUUAAUCCAUAAAAAGCGAAUCCGAAGCAACACUUCGACCAAAAAGGGAUCGAAAGCUCAACGAAUACCACUCCAGAAGCUGGAGAUCAAUGUGAAGACAACGAACACAUCGAAGAGGUGUUCCAACCGAACCAUUGACACUAAUGUUAACAAAAAAGCUCUGAAAGCGGUUUUAAAGCGUAAAUCACAACAACAACACCACAAGAAGAUUAAUAAGACAUUAAUUACUCGAAGCAAAACAAAGACUAUUUUGUCGGCAAAGAAGUUAAUUAAGAGAUCAACCAUUCAUUCGGCGAAACAAAACCGAACAAAAGUGGCUCUUGUGGUGGAUUUGGCGAACGGUUCGUUCAAAUGUGAUAAACACUCGAGAAAUAACACUAAUGGCAACAAAAAGAUGAAGUGA